Messenger RNA from Clupea harengus (Atlantic herring), 1317 nucleotides. RefSeq names its product G0/G1 switch 2 (gene g0s2). The record is from RefSeq and is a predicted model, not a curated record. Lineage: Eukaryota; Metazoa; Chordata; Actinopteri; Clupeiformes; Clupeidae.
UAGGCCUUCAUAAGGAUGGAUCUCAAAGACUCCUCACCCACUGAUACUGGUACAACACUACCCAUACUAGGUAUCGUCGUUUUGGUCUGUCCUUUCAUCUCAGUCGAGUUGAAGAUGCAAAACAUGCAAGAGGUUCUUCCAUUUGCCCGUGAGAUGCUGGAGCAGGGCACCAGCGGGAGGCUCCUGAAGAUCUACCUGCUGGGCUCGGGCCUAGCAGUCUGUGGGAUGGUGGGGGGUCUGGUGGAUGCCGCCUCCUUCAUUUUUGGUGAGAAGGAUACCAUCUCCAUGGAGACCGUGAGGUUUGAGCCCGUGAAAGCUGUGAAAGAGCAGAUGGUGCCCGUGGAGCCGGUGGUGCCCGUGGUGCCCGUGGAGCCCGUGGAGCCUGUCAACACUGCUGAGAGCGCAGCUGAUAUUUUUGAGGAUCAAGAGAUUUUUGCCAAAGCCAAGCAGAACCCAGCCAUCACACAGAGAAGAAGGAGCCGCUCCUUUGCGUCCUAGACCGGACGCACAUGCACACGCAGCAUAGACACGCAGAAAUAGAACGCAUUCAUGGCUACUCAUUUUGGACUUGGUUAUUAUGUGGUUUUGUUAGGUUUGGAUUACAUGUGGUGUAAUAAUGAUGAUGUGAUGGCUACUUGGUGGCUUCUAGAUGUGAUGUAAUAAGCUUUGGGGUUUGCUUAAGACUGGUGGUAACCUUGCACAUAUUUGUUUAUCAUCCCAUUAGAGCAAUGCUUAUGACACUAUGACACUGAAAAAUAUUAAAACUUGUAAAACAAAAAGAUCUUAUGAAAUUAAAUAAAUCAAGAUUUUUUUUAUUGUGGGUCAAGAUGUGCCAUUAUUCUAAGCACUCCCCUCCUCUUAAUAGAUAAAUACAAAUCUUUGGAUGUAGUGAUAAACAAGGCUUUUAGAGUAUUUUACUGCCUGAUGAACAUUUCACACUUCACAUUUCACACUAGAAGGGGUUAAUCAACAGUCUUUUAGAAAUUGCUUGUUAAGGCAUGUCCCUGGUCAUGAUUCUAUAAAUGUAUUUAUGAUUCAGAAACAGUUUUAAAAUCAUACCCAAAGCAGAGCAGAAGAUCCACCAUAAACCAAAUACAUUAUUUCAUAUACUCAAGUUCUGAUGGAUAACCACCAAGUCAAUGUGUGUGUUCUAUCUUUUGAUUGCUUGAUUAACUAUUAUAAGCUUGAGCACUUGACAUGUGUAUUAAUAUUCUGAGAGUUUGUAUACUCGUGAAAUCUUUUUCUGCCAAAUAAGACCUUCUCUGCAUCUGCUGUACAAUGCUGGUGAAUGCUAAAGCAUUAAAGUAAUAGAACCCA